Oldenlandia corymbosa var. corymbosa is the source of this 1272-nucleotide messenger RNA. The record is from the annotation of a GenBank genome assembly. Lineage: Eukaryota; Viridiplantae; Streptophyta; Magnoliopsida; Gentianales; Rubiaceae.
AUGAAUGAUCAACCGAACGGAACGGAUUUUCCUCAACUGAACCCGGAUUGGUUUUCUUGUUUUCUCGAUGGAAUGGUUUCGUUUAGCAUACAUUUGAGCGAGUUCUUCGAAUGGCUGAAAAGGGUUCGGAGAAGAAUUCAUGAGUAUCCUGAACUGGCAUUUGAGGAGUACAAGACGAGUCAACUGAUCAGGGAUGAGCUUGACGCGCUGGGCAUCCAGUACACGUGGCCGGUUGCGAAAACUGGGGUGGUGGCAACAAUUGGGUCCGGCGAUCAACCUCUGUUUGCCCUGAGAGCUGACAUGGAUGCCCUACCCAUCCAGGAAUUGGUGGAUUGGGAGCACAAAAGCAAAAUUGAUGGCAAAAUGCAUGCCUGCGGUCACGAUGCUCAUACCACAAUGUUGCUUGGUGCAGCCAGAUUGCUUCAGAAUAGAACAAAAAGUCUCAAGGGCACUGUAAAGCUUGUUUUCCAACCGGGAGAAGAAGGUCGUGGAGGUGCAUAUCAUGUCCUGAAAGAAGGAGCACUUGAUGGGGUUCAGUCUAUUUUUGCCCUUCAUGUGACGCCAGAGUUGUAUGUAGGCUCUAUCGCCUCAAGACCUGGUCAAAUGCUAGCCGGAUCAGGUAGGUUUUUGGCAGUAAUUCAAGGUGCAGGUGGACAUGCAGCAGCACCCCAUAAAACAAGAGAUCCAGUAGUUGCCGCCUCCAUGGCGAUUGUUGCACUCCAGCAGAUUGUAUCCAGAGAAACUGAUCCUCUGGAUGCCAGGGUGGUGUCUGUAGGAUUCAUAAAGGGAGGUCAAGCUGGAAAUGUUAUCCCUGAGACAGUCAAGUUUGGGGGAACUUUUCGGUUCUUGAGUGCUGAUAGCUUUUCUUACCUGCUCCAAAGAAUCGAAGAGGUAAUAGUAAAGCAAGCGGCUGUAUACCAUUGUACUGCAACUGUUGAUUUUAUGGAGGAGAUGUUGAGGCCUUACCCUCCAACCAUUAAUGACCUGUCAAUGUAUACACAUGCCAAAGGAGUAGGAGAAAUGUUACUAGGGGAAGACAAGGUACAGCUCGCGAGGCAGAUAAUGGGAGCCGAAGAUUUCAGCUUUUAUGGGCAGAAGAUGGCUGCUGCAUUUUUCAUGAUUGGUGCAAGAGAUAAGGACUCAGAUACAAUUACCGGGUUGCACACGCCAUAUUUGGACAUUGCCGAAGAAAUACUUCCCAUUGGAGCUGCUCUUCAUGCUGCAGUUGCUACCACUUACUUAGAUGAUCAUCAUGUUCAUAGAGUGUCUUGA